CCCAUCCUCCGAGGAGGAGGAAGGCGAGGGCCGUAUAUGAACGCGGCCGGCUUCCCCUGCCUACGAGGCAUGUGCACGCUGCCGGCGCCCAGCCCCGCGGCCGCGGCCAGCCCCGGCUCCCCCGGGCCGCCGCGGGGGUCUCCGCAGGCGCCGCCGGUGAAGCCGGAGCCGCGGGGCGCCGGGAGCAGCCCGGCCCCGCCGCCGCCGCCCGAGGAGCCGCCGCCCCCCGCCGGGGGCCGCCGGAGGAAGCGGCCGGUGCAGCGGGGCAAGCCCCCGUACUCCUACAUCGCCCUCAUCGCCAUGGCCAUCGCCAACGCCGCCGAGAGGAAGCUCACCUUGGGGGGCAUCUACAAGUUCAUCACCGAGCGUUUCCCCUUCUACCGGGAGAACCCAAAGAAGUGGCAGAACAGCAUCCGCCACAACCUCACCCUCAACGACUGCUUCGUCAAGAUCCCCCGGGAGCCCGGACAUCCCGGCAAGGGCAACUACUGGACACUGGAUCCGGCCGCAGAGGACAUGUUCGACAACGGGAGCUUCCUGCGCCGGAGGAAGCGCUUCAAACGCACCGACAUCACCACCUACCCCGGCUACAUGCAGAACUCCAGCGCCUUCACGCCCCCGCCCGCCGGCCGCCCCACGGCACCCACAGCGCCCUACCCCAAUGCCCUCUGCUCGCCCGGCUACGGCCCCCAGCUCUCCGGCAGCGUCUUCCACCCCUACGCAGCCGGGGCGGCACCGCCGGCGCAGCAUCCCAGGAUGUUCAGCAUCGACAGCCUCAUCAGCGGGCAGCAGGCCCUGCAGCCCUCACCGCCCUCCGAGCUGGGCCACCCAUCGCUGGGCUUGCCCGGAGCCGAGCUGGCUCCUGCCUGCUCUGCCGGCAGCUCCGAGCCCCCCUGCUUCCAGGCACAGCCCGUCAGCCCCGGCUUGUUGGGCCGGGGCGGCCCCAACUCCCUGGCGUACCCCUAUGCCGCCUCGCCCCCGCACCUGCCCGUGGCUCAGGGCAGCUACUCGCCCGGCAGCCCGCAGCUCUACGCGGCUCCCAACAGACUGGCCCUGCCGGCCAUGCGGCCCCCGGCCUGCGCCGAGCACGGCGAGCAGCUCCUGGGGCUCUCCGCCUCUCCCCUCGGCCAGUUCGGCUCCAGCAACACCUACAUGCGGCAGCCCAACUUCCCCGCCGGCCUGGAGCGGUACAUGUGAUGGGGCCGAGGGCGCUGGGCCGGACAUGCCCAGGCUCCCACGAGCGGCUCCGCACAAGCGGACUUCUCCCUCCUGCGGGGGU
Motacilla alba alba is the source of this 1279-nucleotide messenger RNA. It is a transcript of the gene FOXE3, whose product is annotated as forkhead box E3. Lineage: Eukaryota; Metazoa; Chordata; Aves; Passeriformes; Motacillidae. Gene Ontology annotation, biological process: anatomical structure morphogenesis; cell differentiation; regulation of transcription by RNA polymerase II. The record is from RefSeq and is a predicted model, not a curated record. Gene Ontology annotation, molecular function: RNA polymerase II cis-regulatory region sequence-specific DNA binding; DNA-binding transcription factor activity, RNA polymerase II-specific. The coding region runs from base 37 to 1197 and encodes 386 amino acids. The transcript has a single exon.